GACAGGGAGGCUAUUGUAUUGGGGUGAUAGACACACCUCAUUUUGUGUUUUCCAUGUAAUGGUCUCACUGUGUACAGUGUGCCUUACAUAUUGGGGCCAGUACCAAAAAACUAAAAGACAACCCUUUUCAAUGUGGCACCAAUUUCAACAUUCUGUGGGUAUAAAAAGCUGAUAUUGUCAGUAAGUCAUUUCAAGUUCAUCGUUCAAAAAGCCAUGAACACACAACGUCACUUAACGGACGAGCAGUGCCACCUGGCCAUAGCAUGUCUUCGAGUCGGUAGCAGGCAGUCUGAUGUUGCUCGUGAACUUGGUGUGUCUCAAAGUGUCAUCAGCAGACUUGCAUCAAGACACAGAACUACUGGUACAGUUCGUGACAGACCCAGGAGUGGGGCCCCAAGAGCCGACCGACCGCAACGAUGACCAGUACCUCAGGACCUAUGCACUCAGACAUCGCUAUGCGAGUGCCACAGAGCUGCAGUCCCGUUUACGAGAUGUGAGGGGUACUCGGGUUUCCAGACAAACCAUUCGCAACCGACGACCGUUGCAGGUGACUCCACUGACACCAAGACACCGCGGUGAACGUUUGCAGUGGACACAAGACCAUGUGACCUGGACAAUGCAGCAGUGGUCUACCGUCCUGUUCACUGAUGAGUGUCGAGUCACCUUGCACAGAAAUGAUGGUCGUCAGCGUUGCUGGAGAAGGCGAGGCUCUGCAGAAGUUGGCAAAUCAGUAUCUGAAGAGGGAAUGGCCAGAGAGUGUGACAGAAGAACAAGCAGAUCACAGGAACAUGUAUUGUGUAUGGAGGGCCUAUUUGGAGGGCACAGUCCAGACCACCCAGUCUAGAAUCAGCACCUGCGAUAACUACAAAGUCCAGGUCGCCGAUCCAGCCAAGAUGGCACGACUGCAGAAGGAGCAGCAGCUGAGGAAGUGUAUUGAGCAGCUGACAGUGGUCCAAGCUGAGCUGCAGGACUCAGUGAAAGAGCUGACCAAGAGCAGGAAGAAGUAUCAGGAGGCCGAGACAAUGGCGCAGGCCGUCCGGGAGAAGGCAGAGCUGGACGCCAAGUCCAAGCUAAGCCUCUUCCAGUCCAGAUCCAGUCUCCAGAGGGCCAGCGUAAAACUGAAAGCCAAGAGGAGCGAGUGUAACUCCAAAGCCACCCACUCCAGAAACGACUACCUUCUCACGCUAACAGCCGCUAACGCUCACCAGCAGCGCUACUACAACACAGACCUCAUGGACUGCAUCAAGGUCUUAGAUGGCAGGAUCUAUGAGCAGGUAAAAGAUUACCUCGUUUCUCUGUGUGAGACUGAGCUGGAAUCGUACCAAGCGGUCCACAACACCUUCAACCAGCUCUUGAACAGCUCAAAUGGGGUUCUGCAGGAGUUCCACCAGCAGCAGUUUGUACAGAAGAACCCGAUGUUUCAGCAAGCUCCAGACUUCUCUUACCAGCCCAUUGAUUCAGAUACGGUGAUGCAGCUGCUGAAGGAGAGUGGAACGGUGGAGGAACACAGUCUGGAUAAGGAGGCGAGGAAAUGGGCAAGCCGGGUGGCCCGAGAAUACAAGAGCAUCAUCCACACACAGAGGGCCCUUGAGGAAUACGGCACGCAGGAGUUGUCAGAGCAGAACAACAGCGAUCUGGAGACCAAGAUGGAGGUGGCCAGGCAGAGUCUUCGGAGGGCAGAGACGGUGAAAGUGAAAGCAGAAGCCCGUCUGGACUUGCUGAGGCAGGCAGGAGUCGCUGUGGAAACAUGGCUGAAGAGCGCGAUGAACCAGGUGAUGGAAGAGCUGGAGAACGAACGCUGGAACAACCUCAGUACCAACGAUCCUUCACUCUCUGGAACAGCUGAUUUGGAGCGAGAGGAUGAGGAGAUGGAGGACAGUGGCGAAGUGUUGGACGACAGCAGCUCCAGCCCCUCCAGCACUUUGAAAAACUAUCCGCUCACCUGCAAAGUGCUCUACUCCUACAAGGCAUCUCAGCCAGACGAACUGACCAUUGAGGAGCAGGAAAUCCUGGAGGUCAUAGAUGAUGGAGACAUGGAGGACUGGGUCAAGGCCAGAAACCGCAGUGGACAGGUGGGUUACGUCCCUGAGAAAUACUUGCAGCUGCCUUCAUCCAACAGCCUGCUGAGUAUGCUGCAGUCUCUGGCCGCGCUGGACGCCCGAUCUCAUUCCUCUAGUAACUCCACUGAACCCGAAACCGAACUCCCGACCGGCUCCGUCAACGGAGACUCCAGCGUGUCAUUCGCGAAGGCCUUGUAUGAUUACGCGGGACAAACAGAUGACGAGCUGUCGUUCCCAGAAGGCGCCAUCAUCCGCAUUCUGAGCAGAGAGACCCACGAGGACGACGGUUUCUGGGAGGGAGAGUUUAACGGCGUUGUUGGCGUAUUCCCUGCAGUUCUGGUCGAGGAUCUCGCAGGUGCCAGCGAGAACGGAGACGGACAAAGAGACAACAGUGCACAGGCUUCGCCCUCCACUUUGGCGCAGUGUGAUCGCGCCCCUCGCAGCCCCUUCCAGCCGGGGCCCCUCCACAGCAGCCCCCUUCAGACGCCCACCAUGUCCUCUCCAGCAUCAAGUCCCUGCAGCGCCACGGCCUCUCCCAUUGGCCGACCGCCCUCCUAUCACAAUGGACAUCACAGGCCGCCGCCGGCUCCACACAAAAGCCCCUUUCACAAUCCGGCACAAGGUUCCCCUCAACCUCCCAAAUACCCAGAGACUGGCUCCGGCACCAUCCGACCUGUCCGCGCUGCUCCUCCGCCCCCGAAGCAGCAUCCUCGUGGGCAGGUGAAGCGGAGGGAGGAGGUGGAGAUCACGCUGGUGUGAAGGCUUCACCCUGGUCCAAACCAGCUAAACUAAACUAAACUAAACGCACUCCCAAAGGAAACUCGAGGAAACUUAAAGUCCCUGAAGAUGCCUGGAGGCCGGAGAGGCCAACACUCAGAGCUCGUAGGGUCAGUGUGCUGUGGAGGAAUAUUGUGCCUUUCUCGUUUCAUCUCCUGAUUUCUCUCACUGCCUUUCCUGAACUUUGUCUCCUAUUAGACUGAUAAAAAUGACCUUGUUCAUAUUGUCUCGCUCCUCUACCUGGACAUGAAUCAUUUAAGUCCCGAAAACAAGACUGAACAUUCACAGGAUAUGCCUUCGCCCAUCAUAGUUGAUAAAAUUAUAACUGUACUAUGAUAUCCAUGUGCAGAAAAAUCAGUCUAACCUGAUAGAAGAGGUGAACUCACAUUAUUAAGCUAUUAUUUAGACACAGUCAUUUUGUAUUUGGGGAAUUAUGCUCAUUUAUUUUCUUGGAGAGUUAAAUGAGAAGGUUAAGAAAACCUUAACAUUCAAGAUGUAAUCAGCUUAGCUUAGCAUAAAGACUGAAAACCAGGAGAAACAACCUGCUUGGCUCUGUCAGAAUAUAAAGGAAACACCUCUAAGCUGGAGGAAUAAAACAUUAUUUCGUUUGUUUAACGUCUCAGUCAGACAGUGAAUCAUUUUAUUUUCUGUUGAUGUGUAGUUUUAUACAGUUGCUUUUAGACAGGAGUCAGUGGUACAAAUAUAUAUUUUAAAUGAUUGUGUGUUUAAUUUAUUGUCCUAUCAGAAGUCCAGCUAACCCAGAGAGCUUUUUACCCUCCUCAGUGACACUUUCUCAAGGUACAUUUUGUAAAAUUUUUACAUUUUAAGAGCAAUGUCAAGCUUCGUGUCUGGCAGCCUGAGAUCUGCACUCUUUGUGUCAGUGGUUCCUCUUGUAAAUGUGACCUCUUGAGUGCAUCAGUUUACAGCAACUAGACAUUUCAAACAUCACACAGCCUGAACUGAAGCACCUGCACAAGUAUCCACUCCAUGUAGGAAACAGUGAAUGCAAAUUUUAACACACAUUUGCAGUGAAAAGACCUAAAUUCAGUAUGAAGAACCAGAUUUUUCUGUGUAUAGGAUCAAAACUGGGAUUAAUGAAAGGAACACUAGUGCACAUGUAAACACAUUAAUGAACUUUAGAGGCGCCUGUAGGUGUAUUAUGACUUUUGACAGAGCUAUGGUAGCUGUUGAAGCUGAUCUUCAUGUUUAACUCUCUGCAGGAAAACAAAUAAAUCUCUUUCCCAAAAUGUUAAAUUUUUCCUUUAACCGACCAUAACACCUCAAACAUCAGAACAGCUGCGUUGAUUCAUCCUGUUGUAGAUCUCAUAGUUACAGCACAUGUUUUUCGCAGUUCAUGCCUGAUUUAAAAAACAAAUUAUUAGUAAUAUUCUAAAUAAUAUUUCACCCGUAUCCUCCUGCCCCACCAGUUGUGUCUCGCUGUAUUGCUGCGUGGCUCUCUCUCUGUUUUUUGGGUGCUCGGAUUACUUCUAUGCAACAGAGCUACUCUCGGCAGCAUCUUGUGAGACUCCGACACAAAAAAAAAAAUCAAAAGUCUGGUUAUCUCCACGCUCGAUCAAAACGCCAGCGCGGCCGAGGCUGGUCCUCUCCGCCGACACUCGUGACCUCACACGGUUACACAAACAAGGGAAAAGUGGCAAUUUUUAGUUGUGAUUGUUUUGUCAGUAGAAACGAUCAAAGUAAUGGAUCCCUUAUGAUUCUUUUUCUUUUCUUUUUUUUGUUAAACCCUUCUUCUAGUGUUAGUUUUCUUUGCACCAAACACAAGGAUAAAGUUUAAGGGGGAAACGUAGUGCGUACACACAUAGUCUAACGUUUUGUUGUUGUAAAGUAAAGAUUUAGAGAUGUUAUUAUGACACUAAUGAAGCCAGUAUUGGUUACUGGUGAGAGCGUCGGUUCGUCGAGGUUGCAGUUGGUGACAGUUUACACUGAGGUCAUGUGCAGUUUAAACACGCCUUUAUAUUUAAGGAGGAAACCAUCCUGAGCUGCUAGCUGUCCAAUUUAAAAUCUAUACUGUCAUAGUGAAGCACUUUUCGAUGUCUUCUUAUUCCUUUUCAGUAUUGUGGAUGCUACGUUAUUUGUUCAAUAUUUCUUGUUUGACGUUUGUUACCAGCUGUAUUGGUAUGAAUACUUUCCUUUUAUCGGCUCUUGCGUUAUUUAGCCUUAAAUAGCCAUUGUAGUGUCUUUGAUUGAGAUUGAGAUAUGACUCUUUGAUCGUAUUGUUUUUGAAAUAUCAAUAGUUUACAGAGAGCUUGGAGAUGGAUAUCUGUACAAAUAAUAGCACAGCUUUUUCUUUGUUUUCUUAUUUUGUGUUUUCUGUUUGUUUGUUUGUUUUUUUAGAAUUAGGAUAUAAAAUACCUAUUAAACCAUAGUUGAAUUUGAUCAGAGGAAAAGAGAUAUCUGUCAGCCAUGUUGCUGUGUUCUCGUUGAUCUCCUUGAGAUCUGAAUGACAUCAAACUUAUUUUUAAAGUUUGCAUUUACCCUGUUGUAUUAAAAAAAAAUAAAAGAAGAUAGUCGUCAGACUGAAGUCUCUUUUCCAUUAGAGAAGUUGUUGUUAACUUGCUACUGGUCCUGAUUCCGCAUAAAUCUGAAAUUCAGUGACAAAAUGCCCACGUUUUAUAACGUCAGCUCCGCAGAGGCUGCAGAGUGUCGUAUUUACACACCAGUGGAUGUUUAACUGUAUUUAUUGUGUACAAAUAAAUGUGAAAUAAAGAUAGCUUAAAUGAAAAACAA
This is a messenger RNA of Stegastes partitus (bicolor damselfish), 5585 nucleotides long. Its product is annotated as FCH and double SH3 domains protein 2-like. Gene Ontology annotation, biological process: regulation of actin filament polymerization; neuromuscular synaptic transmission. Gene Ontology annotation, cellular component: recycling endosome; neuromuscular junction. Lineage: Eukaryota; Metazoa; Chordata; Actinopteri; Pomacentridae. The coding region runs from base 648 to 2819 and encodes 723 amino acids. The record is from RefSeq and is a predicted model, not a curated record. Gene Ontology annotation, molecular function: protein binding. The transcript is spliced from 18 exons.